Micropterus dolomieu (smallmouth bass) is the source of this 4334-nucleotide messenger RNA. RefSeq names its product metallophosphoesterase domain containing 1 (gene mpped1). The transcript has 6 exons. The coding region runs from base 73 to 1008 and encodes 311 amino acids. NCBI's taxonomy places the organism in Eukaryota, Metazoa, Chordata, Actinopteri, Centrarchiformes, Centrarchidae. Gene Ontology annotation, molecular function: hydrolase activity. The record is from RefSeq and is a predicted model, not a curated record.
CAACAAGCAGCUAAACUCCCCAACCUGACACCUCACUCUCCUGCAACCGCUCUGCUUCCGGUCCCCAGUGCCAUGGCCUUCACCCUGUCAGAGAUUAUGGCAGCAAGGCGGCAGCAGUCCCAGACUCAGUCACACGCCCAGCGUGGCAGCAGGACUGCGGUGGAAGUGGAUGAGUAUAGCACCAACCCCACUCAGGCUUUCACCUUCUACAACAUCAACCAGGGACGCUUCCAGCCGCCACACGUCCACAUGGUGGACCCGAUGCCCCAUGACACGCCCAAGCCUCCGGGCUACACUCGCUUCGUGUGCAUCUCAGACACUCACUCCCGCACUGAUGCCAUCCAGAUGCCGUACGGGGACGUGUUCAUCCAUGCUGGAGACUUCACUGAGCUGGGACUGCCCUCUGAGGUCAAGAAGUUCAACGACUGGCUAGGUACCCUGCCCUACGACAUCAAGAUAGUAAUCGCUGGAAACCACGAGUUGACCUUUGACCAGGAGUUUAUGGCUGACCUGAUCAAGCAGGACUUCUACUACUUCCCCUCUGCCUCCAAGCUGAAGCCGGAGAAUUAUGAGAACGUCCAGUCUCUGCUCACCAACUGCAUCUACCUGCAAGAUUCUGAGGUCACAGUGCGGGGCUUCCGGAUCUACGGCUCUCCAUGGCAGCCCUGGUACUAUGGCUGGGGCUUCAACCUGCCACGAGGUCAGGCUCUGCUGGACAAGUGGAACCAGAUCCCCGACAACACAGACAUUCUGGUCACACACUGCCCCCCACUGGGUUUCCUGGACUGGGUCCCGAAAAAGAUGCAGCGUGUCGGGUGCAUGGAGCUGCUCAACACAGUCCAGAGAAGAGUCCAGCCCAAAUUACAUGUGUUCGGUCACAUUCAUGAAGGUUACGGCAUGAUGACUGAUGGCACCACGAAUUUCAUCAACGCCUCAGCCUGCACUGUCAACUUCUUGCCCAUGAACCCGCCCAUCGUCUUUGACCUUCCAAACCCCAGGACCACAUGACUAGAGAAAGCUCAGCCCCAAACAUAUACAGCCAAUCAGGAGAAAGGGGCCAGGAAAGGUAGGUGAGGUCUGGGGCCAGAACGCACUGAAUUCUGUAAAUACAACACAGGCGUUAAUGUGACACAUGUAGUACACGCCUAAGUGAGGGAUGGACGCUCCCUCGCGCUUGUUAUUUUAUGUGCCAUUAUUUCUUCAUCUCAGUACUGAGUCUAAAAACAAUGGACGAGCGGAGAGACGCUUUUACAAAUGGACAAAUGGACAUUUCUCUGUUUCCUCUUUUACUGCACUGACAAUCUGAUGUGGCUCUCAGAGAGACAAAGGAGACACCCCAAUGCCAUUUAAAUGUACUGUAAACAUUUGAACUUAAGUGAAACAACGCCAAGUCUAAAGGAGAGUUUUGGCUAAGCCACAUUUGCCCGAUGGAUUUUAACAGACAGGUAUCAGGUGCUACAUGCUAACACUAGACAGUCAUGCUAACUCAGCAGGGGUGGUUGUUUCACGGAUACUCCCUCGUGUUAUUUGUGGGAGAGAGAGAGAACAUUAUUUUAUCCUUUUUCAAGAGGAGUAAAACUGUAACUACAUGUACUGUAACUGGUCUUUGUAAAUGUUCUCUGCCAAUGUAAAGAAAAAAAACUUUCCGAGUUGUUGCUAUGCUUUUCAGAAAAAAUGUGUUAAUAUUUGUGUCCAGAAAUGUGUGCAUUUCAUUUGGUUUAUUUCUUAGAAAUGUAAAUGCUUAUUAUGGUGUUUUCUUCUCUCCAUUUGGUGAUUAUCAACUCUUUCACGUCCCUUAGCAGUUUGUCUGUGUUUUGAAAAAAAAGAGCUCUUCCUUUUUCCCCCUUUGCUCUAUUUUCUGGAUACGUUGGUCUAAGCAAGUCUGAAUGUGCGUAGCAUAACAAGACCACGUCACGCUUUGAUCUCCCUGCUCUCCGACAUUAUGUUGGAACGUUCCCUGGGGCUGCAGUUUACUCCAGCUUCACUCUUGCUUCUUUAGCACAUCAGUGUUCAUUGUGCCGGCUGAUGUCUUAAUGUUUCCAAAUGGGCAAAAGGGAAAAGAGCGGCGGAAUCACAUGUCUGUGGAUAAUGAUGGGAGGUGCGUGCACAUUGAAGCCUGAGUGUCUGUAUGUGUUAUGCUAAUGUUAUGUGGAGCAAUUUCAAAGUCUGUCAUUUUGCCUAUCCUCAUAUCUUCAAGGGACAUGUUUAGGGUUAGGACUAGGUUUAGAAUUUAGAUUAUGUUUAAAGCACAGAGUGUUGAAAGUAUGCAGCUUAAUAAAACACAGGUAAAUUACCAAAACACAAGCAAAUAGAGAAAUCAUAUUUGACAAUGUAACAGAAUACACUUGAAAGUCCUUUAACAUAUAGAAGAUGUUGGUCUGUCAUUUGAGGGUCUGAUAACACUUCAGAAUAAAACCAUUUGGAUAAAUGAUUUUCUUUGAACUUUCUCAAGAUAUUGUAACACCUAGAUGAUUGUAAUCUUAACUUUCCUUAACCUAACUUUCCAACUCCAUUGAUGGAUAUUCAACAUCAAAAACUCAAAUGUGUUUAUUAUUAUGUAUUUGCUGCCCUUUUCUAAAUGUGGUAAAUGUCAAAUUGGUGAAUACAGCACUAAAUCUAUUCUCUGUUACCUUGUGGGCAUAAAACAAAUAUCUCCAACAAGUGAAAUACUUUAUCUAUGGUAGUUAGGUGUAUGUAAAGAUACAGCUUAUGCUGGCAUUACUGUCGGGGCAGGUUCCACUAGUUACUAAACUGCAAGUGGUAUAAGGUGACAGUGAAGUGUUGACCUCAAAUGACUAAUGUUGUAGCAUGUGCAGACUGGGUAAAAGGGUUUUAGAUUUGAUGGCUAAUAAUGAAUAUUAUGAGCAGACUCAAGAAAGACACAACAGUCAAGAAAGACUUUGCCCAGGUUUUUGAUUUUCUCAAACAGAAGCAUAGCUGGCCAAACAAACAAAGUAAAAAUAUAUUCUGAUAGUGUUACUACUUUGGUCCUAUCGCUGUUAAGCUAAUAUACUUCCUGCAGAAAUUUCACAUUAAAAGCAUACUAGGAAGGUAAAGUUUAUGCCCUUGCAGCUGCUAUAAGGUGUUUGAGAAUGUAUGUUAUAUUGCUGAUAAAAUUGAUCUCUGCUCAACACCUUGACUGUUUAUAACAAACAAUGGCACAAUUUUCUCAGUAGCAAGUGUCCCACUUCACUAACUGGUUUUGUUGGAUCAGAACAACAAGUACUGGCUCUUUGUUGAAUGCUGACAUAAUCAUAAAGAUCAUCAUGAUCCUCUUCAGAGAACCAGGACUUUAGGCACGAAGUGGGGAGACUUUAGAUCAGGGUUGGCAGUAAUAGUUUGAAUGGUUGUGUUUUAGUUUGAAUUAAUACACAAACUUAAUAAAAGUCUAUGAAGUAAAAAUGUUUCAAGAAAAUUAAGGGAACUACUAAAAAGUUUCAUAAAAAGCUGUCUGGCCUGACCGUCCAGUUCCAAUCCUCAUUUAGAUGUCUCACUUUGAUGCUCUUCAGUAGAUGUGUUAUGUGUUUCUGUUUUCUCCAAGGAAAAAAGUGCUGUACUAGUUCUUGAUUUAUUUCUUGAGGCAUGCUUAAAGAAGUUAAUGAUUUCUGCUACUCAGACAAUCUGCAUAUGAAAAGUUUUUUUCCAAAAUGAGAUAUCCACUGUUUGAAAAAUGGCAUGCCUACACAGGCCGAAUGAUUGACAGUUCCAACUUGAAAGCAGACUGUGGUAAUACUUUCUAAAGGACUGUCAGUAACAUGUGUCCUUGGUAACACUUUUUCUUGGCUGGGUCCUCUAUAUUUCAACAAUACUGGAUGGUCAUUAACUUCAGGUCUUUUUUUAAAUGGAAUUAUAGCAUUUUGGAAUUAAAGUGUUCAUAUGGUAUUGUAUUUUGUUAUUGUUGUUGAGGACUUUUACAUUUUUUUAAACUGUAAAACAAGAAAAUGAAGACUCAACAGCUGCAAAAUGUUACUGUGUUGCUCCUGGAGACAAUUCUAAAAAUGUGAAGUACCUUUCUUAAAACCAUGAGGAUUCUGCUGGUUCUGAGAGAUUAUUCACAGAUUGAAUAAAAGCUCAUCUGUGAAAGGUGGAUCAUGCGUCCUUAUUUCCAUCCUCGCUCUUUCCUUUUGUCUCUCCUCUCCUUUAUUUCUUGUUCCAGAGAAAGAAAAUUAGAGGUGGUGAGGAAACUUUUUUCGUCCUGGUUCUUCCCUUUGUUCCAAUCAAAGGUAUCUGUGUCUUGUAUCAAUUAUCGAGCCCAGAGCAGCAAGUUAAUUUCCAGUAGCUAAACCCUCGUCGCUCCUUCUCUGUCUCCCGUUUUGUUCCGCAGGUCUUCCACA